Pochonia chlamydosporia 170 is the source of this 537-nucleotide messenger RNA. Its product is annotated as phospholipase A2. Gene Ontology annotation, molecular function: A2-type glycerophospholipase activity. NCBI's taxonomy places the organism in Eukaryota, Fungi, Ascomycota, Sordariomycetes, Hypocreales, Clavicipitaceae. The transcript is spliced from 2 exons. The coding region runs from base 1 to 537 and encodes 178 amino acids. Gene Ontology annotation, biological process: arachidonate secretion; phospholipid metabolic process. The record is from RefSeq and is a predicted model, not a curated record.
AUGAAGCCGGUUUUCUUCAUCUCAGCAUUGGCUACUUGUGUCUCUGCAACUCCAUCCUCUACACCCAGCGCUGAAAUUGUCACCGAUGAACUACUCUUCAAUGUCACUCUGCCUGAAUUCAUUGCAUGCAGGGACGCUAAGAAUCCCAGCAGCCUGGACUGGUCUUCCGAUAGCUGCUCUAAGUCUCCGGACAACCCUUUCAAGUUCCCUUUCGACCAUGGUUGCAAGCGGCAUGAUUUCGGGUACAGGAACUACAAGGCUCAAAGUCGAUUUACCAGGGACAAUCGCAAGCGAAUUGACCUUAAUUUUUUCUCCGACUUGACAUCUCUCUGCGAGGCAGUUGAGGCUAAUGGCGCCUGUAGAGGCCUCGCCAACGUCUAUUACUAUGGCGUGAGACUAUUUGGUGGUCAGGGCCAGACUAGGUCUAUCGAGGCAGAGGAGGAAGAUCUGUACAGGAAGUAUGUCGAAGCUCAGGAAGAGUACAAACAGCUCGUCAAGGAAGCUCAGGCCAAAGGAAAGCUGCCUAUUCUAAGAUGA